AUGCUAAGCAAAAGCGGUAUUUUAAAUACUCUACCAUUGAAUGUUCAAAGAAAAAAUGACAGUUCUAAGAAUAACAAUGAUAUUACCAAAAGCUUGAUAAAAUCUGGGAUUAAAGAAAUAACAGCAGUUUUACACAAUGAAAAGGAAGAAAAUUUUUCAGUGUCAACUAGAUCUUCCUUAACUGAAAUGUCAGAUAUUGUUAAAUUAACUGCGGCAACCAAUGAAACUAAAAAAAAUGAAAACUUGGAUGAUAUUGCUCCAAAAAAUAACAAUGUUAUUGAAAGUAAGCAAUCAAUUGCCCUCUAUAUUGGAGAUUUGGAAAAAUUUGUUACAGAAGAUAUGUUGAAAAAUUUCUUCGCAAUGUACAAAUCUUUGCUUUCAGUAAAAAUAUGUGUUGAUUCACAUUCUGGUGAAUCGUUAGGUUAUGGAUAUCUUAACUUGACAACCAAAGAAGAAGCAGAUGAUUUAAUGGAACGUUUCAAUUACACACCCAUUUUCGGCAAGGUUGUAAGGAUAAUGCCAUCUCUAAGGAAUUCACAAACUCGUAAAAAUAUGGGUACAAAUGUGUUCUUCUCUGACCUACCAUUAUCUGAAAAAAGCAUUACAACAAGGGAUUUUUAUAAUUUUUUUAAAGCCUAUGGUAAUAUUCUUUCAUGUAAAUUAAAUACAAGUAAGAAUAUUGGAUUUAUAUUUUUCGAAAAUGAAAGCUCAGCAAAAGAAGUAAUUUCUAAAUUUAAUGCCAAUGAGUUACUUUACGGUUAUAAGAUUAACUGUGGAGUCCAUAUAGAUAAAUCAAUUAGAAAAAACCUAGGGACUGAGAAACAAAAAUCAGCUUCUUCUGAAAGUUGUAGCCAUAGAUUAACUCCAAUUUGCAGACCAAAUGAACACUCUACCGAAAGAAAAUCAAUUUUGGUUAAGAAUUUGCCAAAGGAGAUUAGUGAUUAUGAAAUAUCUUCUAUAUUUGGAAAUUUUGGGUCAAUCGAAUCCACCAAGAGAUUAGAGAGCAUUGGGGAAAAUAUAGGAAUUGUAAUCACUUAUUCAGAAAAUACUAAUACUAAGGAAAUAAUAAACAAUAUUAAUAAGUUAGAUGUUGAAGGACAUGUCGUUAAGGCUUUUGAAUUAACUAAGUUAAAAAGUAACGAAAGUCCUAAAAACCUCCAUAAUUCAAUUAAAAAGACAUCAACCAUAUAUUUAGGAAACCUAAGUACUGUUUGCACCAAAGAAUUUUUGACUCAACUUUGUAUUCAGGAAUCCAUAAAAAUCGAUUCCAUUGAAAUAACUUCAUAUAAUAAAGAUCCUUUGACAUUUUCUGGUUAUGUUAAAUGUAAAACAAAAUUUGAUGCAAAGAAACUUUUUAAAUUUAUUAGAAAUCGGUUAAUCGGAGGAAGCGUCGUGUCAGCUUCCUGGGAAAAUACCAUCGGUGGCAUUCCUAUUAGCAACUUAAAACAAGAGAAUACGUCUUCGGAAACAAAUACGAAUCCAGUACAGAUCAAUAUACCUGUGUAUAAUCCGGCUUGGAAUAUUGGAUUUAUACCGCAAUAUCCAAAUCAAUACCUCAACCUCAACAACCAAUUAAAUUCCUUGCCAAAUCAGGGAUAUUCUGUUCCACAAGCCAUUGUACACCAAAGAGCACUAUUACCAAAAUCAAAUAUUAACAAAAAACAUGUAUUGGAACUCUUAAGAAGACAAGUUAAAAAAGGUUUAGACUUUUUAAAAUUUCCAAGUGCAACAAGGGAGUCAAAUUUGACCUGUAUAACUAAAUACAUUUUUGAAAUGUAUUGGUCAAAAGAUGUAUCGAAACUUAAUACUUUUCUUUCAUUAUUAAAUUCAAGUACAUAUAAUGAAGGGAUAUUACAGAAACAAAUUGAGGACUCAGCCAAUUAUUUAGGCUUUGGAAGAUAUUAG
Messenger RNA from Vanderwaltozyma polyspora DSM 70294, 1905 nucleotides. RefSeq lists its product as uncharacterized. Lineage: Eukaryota; Fungi; Ascomycota; Saccharomycetes; Saccharomycetales; Saccharomycetaceae. The record is from RefSeq and is a predicted model, not a curated record. The coding region runs from base 1 to 1905 and encodes 634 amino acids. Gene Ontology annotation, molecular function: RNA binding. Gene Ontology annotation, cellular component: ribonucleoprotein complex. The transcript has a single exon.